AUGGCAGGGAACAAUACUACCGACAUUGCGAAUUCGAGCGAAAAUGAAUCGUGUGAAAUUGCCCCAUCUUUGGCUAGCGUGAUUAUUAUAGCGAAUACGAUAUCGACAAUUGUUGGUGGAAUCGGGAACAGUCUUGUUUGCCUUGCGGUAUGGAAAACAACUUCGUUACACAGUCCUAUUAACUACUAUAUGGCUAGCUUGGCGGUCGCAGACUUGAUUGUGACGGUCGUAUGUCAACCAUUGAUGGUUGGCGUGAUUGGUGGCAGACUAACGGGUGAUUUAGACUGCGACAGCACACUGGAUACAGUUUAUCGAGCGAUCGGCAACUUCUCGUGUGCUUCAUCGUUUUUUCUCUUAUGUUGUAUAAGCUUAGAACGGCUCCUAGCCGUCCUCAGACCUCUAACGACAAUCAGAAGUGUGAAUAAUAGACGAUUCGGGGUGCUAGCAUCACUAAGUUGGCUCAUAGCGCUGUUAUAUUCGGUACUGCGUGUCACUGUUAGUCGUAAAUGGACUUCAUAUUUUUCUGCAGCUAGCUUUUCCCUCGGUUAUGUGUGGAUAAUUUCAUGUUAUGCUAUCAUUCUCGUUAUUCUCACCAUACAAGCAAAACGGCAAGCGAGCCUCACGAUAAGCGAAAGAACGCAACGAAAACACGAAAAGAAAAUCACGAUGACAAUGGUUUUGGUUAUGGGUUGUUUCACAGUAAUGUGGCUGCCAUUUUUUUGUUUUCGCUUAAGCAGCAACUCGACGCUGAACAGUGGUGUUAUAUACGAGCUGGCAAUAACUAUGGCAUUUUGUAACAGUAGUUUUAACGCUAUAAUUUACUCGUUCCGUAAUAGGAAAUACCGGAAGGCAUUUAAAGCUAUUCUCUUUAAAAAGAGUCCCAUGCCAGCUCGCGGUACUGCACGAACUACCGCUCAUUUGUCGGCGUAUCGGAAAACAUCGGGGAAUGUUCGUCAAGCGUCGUACGUCUUGAAACCGAUGACGUCACAUGAGCUGAGUCAGCUGACCAAUAGCUCGAAGAUGCAAGUUACGGACAGCGAAGGGUCUUCGCAUGGGGUAACAGGAAGUGAUCGAUCGUCAAAUAGCAUUAAUAGUGCAACCACUAAAUUCUCUACAAAGAUUCAACCACUGAACUGUUGA
Paramuricea clavata is the source of this 1140-nucleotide messenger RNA. The record is from the annotation of a GenBank genome assembly. Lineage: Eukaryota; Metazoa; Cnidaria; Anthozoa; Malacalcyonacea; Plexauridae.